UUUUAUGUUUCCUGAAUGUCAGUCCUUAAUGUUUGUUUGCUUUCCUUUUGUUUCCUUCUCAAGAAGUAUGUCCGAUUGGUGUUUCAUUACUUUAUUUUCAUUCUUUUUGCCUAUAAAAUGCUUCGCAUAAUGUAACAGCAUGGCACAAAAUUGAUGAGAGUUGAACUGUUUUCUUCUGCAGAUUCCUUGACGAAUAAUGUCCAAAAUGGACUCUGAAGAUUGGGACCGCCUAUCAAGUGACCCUGAUUUGUUAGAACAAGACUUGCAGGAUGAAGAGGAAUAUAACUACACGUCCAACUCUUCGUCCAAGUUGCAAUUCAGGAAAGUAACUUCUGUAGCUCGGUGGAGUAGCUCGGUUGGAAUGUCUGAGGUGGUGGAAAGGAAGGGUCAGUUAUGGACAACAACUGGCAUUGUCCGUAGCGGGAAGCUUUACUGCUCAAUUGAAGAGACUUUGUUCUUCAUGGAAAUAGGGGCUUUGCUUCUUUUGAGUGAGAAUGAUCAAUCCGUCUCCUUGGAAACUAUGUAUCAGCAACUAACAGAGGAGAAGGAUGGAUGCUGUUGGGAGCUUUAUGAGGUCUAUAGACACCUGAAGUCCCUUGGUUACAUUGUUGGUCGGCAUGACAUUCCUUGGUCUUUGAAGAGUGUCAAGAGAAACACUGGCACAGUUUCUUCCGAAGGUACUUCAGAAAGCCUAGAAGUGCACUCAGCUCGAGACUGCAAUUCUAUAACUGAAAGAUUUGUGAAGAUGGACUUGAAUGAACUGAAGCUGGUAUUUGAUGUUUAUUUCCCAAAUGGAAAGUUCAGAAAAUCUUCUCCUGGUGAACCAAGCUAUGUGCUUUGCUUGAUCAGAGGCCAACCACCAUCUAAAAUCGAAAUUGAAAUUCUUGAAAGACAAUGUGGAGACAUUCCACUGAAAUUUUGCCUUGUGGAGCACGGGCGUGUCAGUUUCUAUUCCUUCAGCAAAGUGGAGCUUCCUGUCCUGCCCUGAUAUGUCUGUGUGCGUGCAGCUCCAUAGAUUUAUUUCAUUGGAGUUUCUUGACGCUCUUUCAGAAUGAAGGACUUUAAAUGGAGGUGAAUGAUUGUUUCUUUUCCCUGGAGCCUAGAGUACAUUCUAUGAUUGUUCUUCUACUCAUACUUAAUAGCAUUAUUCUUCCAGAAGCCAGCGCGCAAUUUGAUGGAACAAAUUUUUAUUAUUCUGGCAGCAGGACGGCAUCUUGUCAAGAAUCCCCAAAUGAUUGAUUAUUUAGUUUGCUUCCU
Molecule: messenger RNA, 1257 nt
Organism: Rhodamnia argentea
Lineage: Eukaryota; Viridiplantae; Streptophyta; Magnoliopsida; Myrtales; Myrtaceae
Product: tRNA-splicing endonuclease subunit Sen54-like
Exons: 4
Coding region: 197-988 (263 amino acids)
Biological process (GO): tRNA-type intron splice site recognition and cleavage
Cellular component (GO): tRNA-intron endonuclease complex
Source: RefSeq, a predicted model, not a curated record